AUGGGAAUCAAAGGUUCCAAGCCAAAACUAUCCAAGGAGGAUUUGGAAUUUUUGAAGAAAAAUACCAAUUUCACGGAGGAACAAAUCAAAGAAUGGUAUAAAGGAUUUGUUGUAAGUUGUUUUUAUUCAAAAACUCAAUAAUUAAUUGUAGUUGUUAUCAUAUUAAAUAAUCUAAAUUUGUAGCAAGAUUGUCCAAAAGGUCAUUUGACUAAAGAACAAUUCAUCAAAGUGUACAAGGAUUUCUUCCCGUCUGGGUCUGCUGAAGGAUUUUGUGAACACGUAUUCCGUACUUUCGACACGGAUAAUUCCGGUUUUAUUGAUUUCAAAGAAUUCUUAUUGGCUAUCAAUGUGACGAGUUCUGGAACACCUGAACAAAAAUUGGAAUGGGCAUUUAGAAUGUAUGAUAUUGAUGGAAAUGGAACGAUAGAUGAGAAAGAAAUGAUUAAAAUUAUCGAGGUUCGUUUUUUCUCUCUUCAUUUUUUCGUAGUUUAGAAGACUCGUAAAAAAGCUCCAGAUGUGAAGGUUUCGCCAGAUGUGAAGUGUUUUAAAACGGAAAAGGUCAAAAAUUAUUAAUAGCACGCAAUGACGAAUAAAACUACAAAUUAAUAAUUUAUUUGUGAGAAAUACACCCGAAAAUAGUUUUAUCACUACUAUUUUUAGCUUUGUUUCAGAAUUGUUGGUGUGAGAAAAUUUCAAUUAUACUUUUCAGUUCUUAACUUUGUCACGACUUUUUUAAAUAAAAAAAGAAGCAUUGUACUAAAAAUAAAAGAUAAAACAUCAAGUAUGAUUUUAUGUUUUUCAGGCAAUCUAUGAAAUGCUCGGUCCUGAAGUAACAAAAUCAGCCGAUGAUUCACCACGAAAACGUGCUAAGAUGAUUUUCGAAAAAAUGGACGUAAACAACGACAAAGAAUUGACAUUGAAAGAAUUUGUUGACGGCUGUUUGGCUGACAAAGAACUCUUCCAAAUCCUCACAAACGAGGUCAAAAAAUAA
Molecule: messenger RNA, 991 nt
Organism: Caenorhabditis angaria
Lineage: Eukaryota; Metazoa; Nematoda; Chromadorea; Rhabditida; Rhabditidae
Source: the annotation of a GenBank genome assembly